Chara braunii is the source of this 3924-nucleotide messenger RNA. The record is from the annotation of a GenBank genome assembly. NCBI's taxonomy places the organism in Eukaryota, Viridiplantae, Streptophyta, Charophyceae, Charales, Characeae.
GGCACUUACAGGCAGCAGGCGGUGACAUCGUAUUACAACGACCCACUGGAGCACGCAUGACACCUGCAAAUCAUGCGAUUUCUUGCCGAGAGCGACAUGGCGUUCAACUGCGUGAAGCUUGAGAGUUUCAAACGCAUGUUGACAAUGAUCAUCCCACCUGGGGUUCCAGGGUUGCCCACCCCGAAACCCCCGACAUAUCACAUGAUCCGUACCUCGCUUUUGGAUGAGCUUGAUGUGGAAGUUCAAAAGUGUGUGAAACCCGUCCUUGCUACUUCGGCAACCUACGGAUGCACGAUCAUGACAGAUGGGUGGACCAACAUUCGGGGCCAAACGUUGUGCAACUACCUCAUUGGGACCACGCGGGGCGCGACAUACGUCGCGACAGAUGUCAUGCGAGGAAAGAAGGAUGCCGCCGCUCUGGCGCAGGCGUGGCUGCGAAGGUUGAAGUCCCUUGACAUCAAGCUCGCAGACAUCACCGCGUUCGUCACAGACUCGGCUAGUUCCAACGUUUCUGCGAUGGAGGUGUUCCAGAAGGAUGAGAGUGUUAAGCACAUCUUCUGGAUUCCUUGUGUGGCGCACGUCAUGAACCUCAUCCUCGAGGACAUCGGCGACAUUGAGGGGGUGGCGACCCGCAUUGCUCAGGCGCGGGUGGUCACAAAGUUUUUUAAGCGCCAUAGCCAUGCUCGCGAGACUCGCUUCGGCACGCAUGUCAUUAUGAUGCGGCGGCUUCUUAAGUUGCAAUCGCAUCUCAUGAGGGCGGUGAUCGACGAUCGGUGGAAGGACACUGUUUGGGCGACGAAGAAGAUUAGAGACGAUGCCGCGGAGGUCACAGCAUGUGUCGGUUGUCCUUGGUGGUGGGAGGAUAUGAUGGCGUUGUGCAAGUUGUUGGAUCCCAUCAUGGACAUGCUGCAGAUGGUGCACAGCGACACGAGGCAGAUUGGCAAAAUUUUGUGUCAGUACGACGAGAUGAUCGUGCGUUAUUUGUCAGCAUGUGUCUCGUUUGACAGGGGUGAGCAGGACGCAGUUCUCGAGGUGUUUGACAGACGCCGCACAAUGUUCAAGUCGCCUGCUCAUAUUGCUGCCAUGAUGUUGGAUCCCGAGUUUCGAGAGCGCACGAUGCCAGACGACGACGAGAUGCAUCAGGGUUUUAAAGUCGCUCUUGUUCAGUUCGGGUACCCGGAGGGUUCGGAUCAGCACAACGAGGUGCUGGCUGCCGUUGACAAGUUUCACACCAGGGAACCGCCGUUCGACGACGUGGCCAAGGACCGAGCGACGAGGAGCUACACCCAUCCAGCCACGUUUUGGGAGUCGAAGGAGAAGAGGUUCCGGCACACGGCCUUCUUUGCCGGCAGGAUACUGCGUGUGUGGGCGACUGCAUCGCCCUGCGAGCGAGCAUGGUCCCGCUGGAGCUUAAUCCACUCCAAAUCCCGAAACAGAUUGGAGGUGGCACGGGCCGAGAAGCUCGUGCGAUGCUACUGGAACCUUCGACUCCUCGACAGGCAGGGUAUGUCGGACGAUGCUCCCAACGACAGGCCACAUCCAUACGGGAGUUGGGUGCACUAUUGGCAGCAGGUGGAGGAGGAGGUGCCCACUGACCAGCAGCUUGUCGCCGACAGAGGAGCCCGUGUUGCGGUGACGCAUGAGGAGUUGUUGCACGCUAGAGAGAGGAUGCGUGCCGUGUCCCGCAUGGGAGCCGCUYGUCGUUUGCGAGAGUCAGAGAGGAGGAGACGUCGUGGAGGUGGUCGCGGAGGUGGUCGUCGGGCCGGUCGUGGGCGAGGCGGGCGUGGAGGUCCUGACGGGAGGAGGAGUGUCGCGAGUCGUGGAGUGACGGCGGCCCAGCUUAUACGCAAGCCUCGCCAGCGAUGGGACGAGGGAGACUUUUUGUACGAGAGCUCAUCGAGUGUUGAUGAGGAUUUCUUCGGCAGUGGCAUGCCUGCACAGGAUGGCGACAGCGAUUUCGACGACCGUCACUUGGACGUGGACGGCGAUGACGGCUCCAGAGGCGAUGAUCGUGGUGAUGGGGGAGAUCAGCCACGACCUCGCUCGACACGGAGAGACGACGAUAGAGGGUUUGACGAGGGAGCGGGACAUUGCCGUGUUGAUGGUGACGCUGAUGCAGGGAGCGGUGCAGUGGCCUCGAGACCUGCAGACGGUGACACCAAGGACGUCCCCGGGGCGGGAGGCGAGCACCGCACAGCCUCGGAUGGGGUGCGAGAUGGAGCGACUGAUGGUGGUGCAGGACUUGUGGAUGGCGGUGGCUUGAGGCGUUUGAAGCGCGGACCCAGGGAACGAGACACUAUCGCUUCCCCUCCGACGGGGUCCUCGGCAGCAAUCCAGGAGUCGGAAUCGGGUCUGGCACCGUCGAUGCGUCAUCCUGAGUUGAAGGGAGACAAUGAUGUUCUCCUGGUGAUGGACGACGAGGGUUCGGCUCGUUCAAUGCAUCAGCUCACUUCUGCUGGAGCGCCUGCAUUGUUAGUUGUAGCAACCUCCGAUGUGCGACUACCACCGUCAGCGGCGGAGCGAGAGACUGUGUCGCCGGCUCCCAGUGCUUUGGAUGAUCAUCCCGAUGUAGCCAUGGAGGGGGUUGAGAGGCAGCAACCAAGCACACAGGGAGCCGAUGCAGUUGAUACUGUGUCGCAGCCACCACGUGCAUUGACGGAGGGGACUGCAGAUGUGUGUCUAGGCGACGAUCUCCCGGACGUGGUCGUCUCACGCACUCCCUCCGCUGAGCAUAUCGCCGUUGCCCUUGUCGGCCUGGAUUGCCCCACCGGCAGUCUUCCUGGUACAGCUGAUUUACUGGCCAUGGACUCGGCGCUCGCCUCGCUCCCGGACUUGUCGACGUUGAUAUCUCCGAGUCUGCCCCACGUGCCAACGCCCAACCUGCAACAGCCCGUCGCCAUGGAACGCGCACCAGGCGCGUUUGACGAGUUUGGAGGCGAUAUGAUUGUUUCUGCCACGCCCACGAUUUUUCGUGUUGGCAGGCCACAUGAGGUGGACCUUGGGAAGGCCGAGACGGCGACUCGACAGCACCGCGGCGGUCACUGCAGCAUCGCACACCGCAGUUUGUCCGAUUCCUUUGGCGUUCCUGAGGGAGGGUGUGUAGGCAGGGCAGAUGACGCAGUCGGCAGAUCAGCAAGACCCUCAAGUCCGCCGUCGAGAUCAGAGCAUCACCCCGUUAGCGGUACUUCCGGCGAAGUUACGGGCUGCUGGGGGGUUGGACGAGCCGGGAGCACGGAUUGCAGGCAGACCCUCCGCACCUUAUACGGGGACACAACCAUCGGGAGUGUCGACGGUGCUCGCCACACCGCCAUGUCAGAGUAUGAGGACCGACAUGGGAGCGCCUUGCCGACGAAGACCUUUGAUGUCCAUGCUACGAGGGCCGCGAAGGCGAGUCUUUCUCGAGCGAGGAAGAAGGCUUCGGAAAGGAAGGUGUCACGCUCGUCGCCACAUAUGCGAUCCCACAUUGGGCGAUUCGGUGUUGCGCCUCUCGAGGACGGAGAGAUUACACCUGAUGGCGCUGCGUCGGAUGUUGGAGAGAGGCCUGCGGGGGCGGACAGCGUCUGCAGGGAGGGUGCAGACACUGUAGGACAUGCAGUGGCAGGUCAGAAGAGACGUAGCGGUGUACUUAUCGUCCACGACGACAGCACGGAUGUCGCCCCGGGAGAGACCACAGGCACUGAUGAUGCAGGGGACUCUGAUUACGUGCGUGAACCUCGGGGGGCGGACGGAGAUAUUGAAGGAGGGCGACGAGUGAGACCGAGGACACGACUUGGGCCAUCCGGCCAAGUAUCUUAUCGUGGUUGGCAUGGGAUAUUGUUGUCGACGACGCCGCGUUGAUAUCUCCUGGACUUGGAGAGAGAGAGAGAGAGAGAGAGAGAGAGAGAGAGAGAGAGAGACUGUCGACCUCGGCCCGGGCUACCACUA